GCCUAUCGAGACGAUAACAACAUUGGCGAAAACAAAGCACUUUGCGUAUAUUAUAAUUUUUGGCAGUAUUUAUUAUCAAUUCGCUUAAAUAACGUCGCAGUCGCGCAUUAAACCAUCUCUAUAUACCCAAGUUUUGUUCGCCUGUUGCGUGUGUGUGGAAUUUCUUUUGCAUGUUGGAUAAACUAAAGCAAAAGGAAAUCUCUACACUGAGGCAACUACGCAACACCCUGCGACCUCGACACGCAGCCAGUGCAAUAUAUUGAAAUGCAAAACUACGGCGCUGGAGCUGCUGCUGCUGCAGCUCCAGCCGUCAAGCGCCGUACGGACAGCUACGAAGCUGCACAAAACCAUCCACAUACGCCCAGCAGUGGCGAAAACUCGCGCUGCGAAAGCGAUGAUGACUAUGUGAACACAAGGAUCUUGCGGCAGCGUAUGGAACAGCAGUCGACGCCUGUGGUGACAGUGGCGCCAAACAUUGUCACAGCCAGUGUCUCAGCAACGCCAGCAUCAGCCCAGGGUCAUGUCGAGCAGCCGCAGUUUCCAACGGCCACAACCUCUGCAGCGUCAUACAACGAAGAGCGCAUGCGACGCAAGCUGCAGUUCUUCUUUAUGAAUCCCAUCGAGAAAUGGCAAGCGCGCCGAAAGUUUCCCUACAAAUUUGUGGUGCAGAUCGUGAAGAUAAUUUUGGUGACGAUGCAGCUUUGCCUGUUUGCGCAUUCCCGUUACAACCACAUCAACUAUACGUGGGAUAAUCGCAUUGCCUUCUCGCAUCUGUUUCUGAAGGGCUGGGACUCGUCACGUGAAGUUGAGAGCUAUCCGCCUGCCGUGGGACCAUUUGCAUUGUAUGAGAAGUCGGAGUUCUUUAACACGGUCCAGUUUGCUUUGGACGGCUAUGGCAAUGUCAGCCGUUCGAUUGGACCCUACUUCUAUCCCACCGCUAACAAUACGAUGCCACCGUUGACGCUCUGCAUGCAGAACUAUCGAGAGGGCACAAUAUUUGGUUUCAAUGAGUCAUAUAUCUUUGAUCCACAUAUCUAUGAGCUGUGCGAGAAACUGCCGCCAAAUGUAUCCAGCAUUGGAGUCGAGAAAUAUUUAUUAAGUCAAGGCGUGGAGGUGAACUUCGCAUCGCUGGUUACAGCGGAGCUAUCGUUCCAUAUUAAAACCGUGAAUUUUAAGGCCAACUCGGGGGCCUUGUCUGCGCCCGAUUGCUUUAGGUUCGACAUAGCUAUACUGUUUAAUAACCGGGAUCACGACGGCCAAAUGCUGUUGUCACUCGAUGCUGAAGCUACGCGCCUGAAGUGCAAGGGCGACACGGACUUCAUUUCGGAGGCACGAUUCGAUGCCAUAUUGAGGAGCAGUCUCAAUAUCUUUGUGCUCCUGACCUGCGCCCUCUCCUUUGCCCUGUGCACUCGCGCUCUCUGGAGAGCUUACCUGCUGAAGUGCACCACCAAAAACUUCUUCCGCUCUCAUUUCGGCAAGGAACUGAGCUUCGAUGGAGGACUGGAGUUUGUCAACUUUUGGUAUAUUAUGAUCAUCUUUAACGAUGUCUUGCUAAUGAUCGGCUCGGCGCUAAAAGAACAAAUCGAAGGCCGUUACAUGGUUGUCGACCAGUGGGAUACCUGCUCACUGUUUCUGGGCAUUGGCAAUAUGUUGGUGUGGUUCGGUGUGCUACGCUAUUUGGGUUUCUUCAAGACCUACAAUGUGGUAAUACUCACUCUGAAGAAAGCUGCACCGAAAAUUCUACGCUUCCUAAUCGCUGCACUGCUGAUAUAUGCGGGCUUCGUGUUCUGCGGCUGGCUUAUAUUGGGCCCAUAUCAUAUGAAGUUCCGAUCGCUGGCCACAACCUCUGAGUGCCUUUUUGCGCUGAUCAAUGGCGACGAUAUGUUCGCAACGUUUGCGACGCUGUCCAACAAGGCCACCUGGCUAUGGUGGUUCUGUCAGAUCUACCUGUACUCCUUUAUCUCGCUGUACAUCUACGUUGUGCUAUCGCUGUUCAUCGCUGUCAUUAUGGACGCCUACGAUACGAUUAAGACGUACUAUAAGGAUGGGUUUCCCGUCACCGAUCUCAAGGCAUUUGUGGGCACACGCACCGCUCUUGACAUCAGUUCUGGUGUCUUCAUGAACGAUCUGGAUGACUUCGAGCAGACGAGCUUCGUGGAUGUGGUGCGAAACCUGUGCUGCUGCACGUGCUGCAGUCGACGCCAGGAGACAACCCAAGGCAACAGCGGCUACACGAGCCUAUCGAGUAUUAUGAAAUAGUUUGAUUCGCCAUAGAAUUUGCAGGUGUUUGUUUGUUUGUUGUCUUCGUCAUGUCUUUUAGCUUAAUUCAAAUUGUUGUUAGAUUGUUGUGAUUCGAUUUUACUUUUACAUGUUUGCGCCAAAGCUAAGUGCUCAACAAAGAGCCCAAAAGUACGUACCAACAGAAAUUCCAAUUGUCAGCUUCAUUUCUGGCAAAUUACUUUAAAUUCAAAUAAACUUUCUGAUUAAACAAUACGCAAGAUAUUAAAGCACAGCCUACCAAGCAUCUGUAUGUGAUAUAAUACAGAAGAACCAUAGAACCAAUACUAGAACAUGGGAAUUUGAUUAGAAAUGCAACAGGAUCUUCCAUGUGAACAAUACAU
Messenger RNA from Drosophila navojoa, 2621 nucleotides. Its product is annotated as mucolipin-3. The record is from RefSeq and is a predicted model, not a curated record. NCBI's taxonomy places the organism in Eukaryota, Metazoa, Arthropoda, Insecta, Diptera, Drosophilidae. Gene Ontology annotation, cellular component: plasma membrane; lysosomal membrane. Gene Ontology annotation, molecular function: NAADP-sensitive calcium-release channel activity.